GCAGAGGAGUGAUGAGGUGAAAUCAGGACUAAACAACUGGAGUGUAUCCUGUAUAGAUAGACAGAUACAGCGAAAUGGAUUCUGGUCCGACAAUGGUGACCAAAAAUUUAUCAUGCUGGGGAAUCUUGUUGGAUCACUGAGGAUGCCUUGUAUAUUGGACCUCAAGAUGGGAACCAGACAACAUGGAGAUGAUUCAUCAGAGGAGAAGAAAAAGUUGCUAAAAGAUCGAUGCGCACAGUCCACAUCUGCUACCCUAGGUCUUCGUAUCUGUGGCAUGCAGGUCUACCAGGCAGAAACCGAUACCUACCUUUCUUACAACAAGUACCAUGGUCGGGCCUUGGACGACAAUGGUCUUCGUCAAGAUUUACGGCAGUUCUUUCACAACACCGGCUCUCUAAAUAUACGUGAGGUGUCCCGGAUGAUACAAAAACUGCGCAGACUCCAUCAUGUGCUAUCUACACAAGAUACGUUUUACUUUUUCUCCUCUUCUCUGCUGCUUUUUUACGACGGUUAUAUUGAGGAUUAUCAGAAUUACGACCAAUCAAAACAAACAACUGCAUAUUCUGAACAAAUUUCUGACAAAUCAGAGGAGGAUUUGUCCGUCACCAGUUCAUCUCGUGAUCUCCCCGAAGGAUGUAAAAUGGAAAAAGCUGAUGAUGGGAACUUCUACCCGUUUGGUUGUGACGACGUUUCAGGCACGGCAGAUGCCCGGAUGAUUGAUUUUGCGCACACGGUUCUGAGGACGGACGUACAGGAACACCAGGCUGGCGUAGAGGAAGGAAUUUUAUUUGGUUUAGUUAAUCUUAUAGACAUACUGCAGUCAAUCGCCGACGGCUAAUAUGUACCUGUUAUUGGGUUUUUAAGUUUUAUUCAGGAAAAUUUAUUGCCACAGGUUGCCUUGGUAUUGCCUACUUAAUUUUUCCAUAUUCAAAACGCAUGUGGAAUUUUACAUUACAUCUGGUAAACUAUUUAGAUGUUAAUUGAAAAUGUCUAAUUAUUAAUGAUUUUCAAAAAAAAAUAAGAUUUAGACACAUUUUUUUCAAUCAAUUAUCAUUCCGUGAGAAUUAAAAUAACAUUGUUAAUCCCUUUAUUAUCUCUAUUUUAAAUCUGCUGAAAGUACCCCCACUGUAAUGCAACUUUGUGUUUUAUUUUACCAAGUAUUGUUUUAAAUAUAUCUUUAAUGUAUUAACCAUGUUAUCGGGGUAAGAACAGAUAUCAUCCUGCUGAUUUGCUAUUUUUUUAAUCUUUUGAACAAAUGAAAUAGCUUAAACAUGAGUGUUCAAUUUUACAUGACAUUUUCAAGGAUGUAGAAUAUAUUUACAUAUCGAGAACAGAAGUCGUUGUUAUGAUAUUCAUGUGUACAUAUAUUAUUGGCAGCACAUGUAAUAUUUUUCCAUAUUGAUACAAUUGUUAUAUUUUGGAAUUUGAAUUUUUACUUAAUUAACUUUUACAUACCGAACAGUGCUGCCAUUUUGGAAUGCUAUGAGAAAGAGAAAUGUGGCAAUAUUUGUAACAUUGGGACCUCUAUGUACUUGUUGAUCCAGUGAUCGUGUUAUGGUUAGCCGCACUCACGAUGUAUACUUCGCCUUUUAACUUGUAAAUAACAGAAAACUGUUCUAGUUCCCAUUGACAGUGUGUGUGACUCACGUGACAUUUUCAUCGUACAAACCGCUUCAAGUUUGUUUUAUUUCAACGUUCGGUUGCAAAAACAUAUUUAUAUACCAUAUUUGUACGUUCUAACCAAUGUUUGCGACACACAUUUUCCAUCUUCUCAUUGAUAACUUCACCAGCUGGUUUUGUAGGCCACUUUGGUGGCUGUUUCCUGUCAGUUAGUUGAGUUUCACUGAGAAACAACAGGGGGAAUCUGGGAUGGUAUCACAAACAUAAGUUAGUAGGUACAAGUUUGGUAGGCAGUUUAGGCUAUAUAUCGUGUAGAUAAUAUGUUGCUGUGAAAGAAGCUAUAACAUAAAACAUACCUGAUGCUGCUAUCAGCAUUUCAUUUUGUCACCCACGCACCGAUUGAGGUCAUUCCAGUUAGGAGUAAAUGUUAUUUUGCGAAUAUUAACACACACAAGUUGGCUGGGCAUCAGAAUGUUUUGGAAAAAAUGUUACAUUGUGUUCAUGAUGGUGACAUAGUUGUUUUAUUUUUGUAUUGGGAUGAACGUUUUCCCAACAGCUGACGUUUUUCAAACACGUGUAAACAUUAACAAAAACAAAACACAGAUUACGAGAGACGGGUUACAAAAAAAACGGAAGAAAAUAUCAAUUGAAUGGACAAUGUGAUAAUGUUAGUUUUUCUGUUUGGCCCCGAAUAUCCUAAAGGGGCCCAUAUCCCUCUCCUUUUAAAAAUACAACCAUCAAGAUUCUACAGGGGCCCCAUAUCCCUCUCAUUUUAAAAACACGACCAUCGAGCUUCUACGGUGGUCCAUGUACCUUUUCUUUUAAGAUACACAGCAAUGGAAUGCGGCAGGUUUUAAUGCAUAUUUUUCCAUUGAAUCUUAAAACAGAAAACAUCGGAGAAAACAACCCAGGUUCUGCAGGUGCUUCCAUAUGAGGAAACCAAUAUGUAGCAGCACAUUCGAUUUUCUAUA
This is a messenger RNA of Pecten maximus, 2591 nucleotides long. Its product is annotated as inositol hexakisphosphate kinase 2-like. Gene Ontology annotation, biological process: phosphatidylinositol phosphate biosynthetic process; inositol phosphate biosynthetic process. The record is from RefSeq and is a predicted model, not a curated record. Gene Ontology annotation, molecular function: inositol hexakisphosphate kinase activity. Gene Ontology annotation, cellular component: cytoplasm; nucleus. NCBI's taxonomy places the organism in Eukaryota, Metazoa, Mollusca, Bivalvia, Pectinida, Pectinidae.